GGGGGGGGGGGGGGCUGCUUCUCUCUCUCCAUCAGCCUCCCAGACAGGGGAGAGAACCCAGGCGUCCUGGCUCCCAGCCCCCCCUGUUCUAACCACUAGAGCCUCCUCCCCUCCCAGAGCGGAGAAUAGAACCCAGGCGUCCUGGCUCCCAGCCCCUCCCCCGGCUUGUGGGGCGUGUCGGCGGCUGCUAGCGGCGGGGGGCGGGCAGGGCCGGGAAGAGCCGCGGUGGGGCGGGUAUAAAGGGUCCCCGCCAGCGCCCCAGACCCCACAGACCGCCCGGCUCUUGCUUCAACAGUGCUUGAACGGAGCCUCCGCACCCCGAGACCGCCCCGCACCCCCCGAGACCACCCAGCACCCCCCGGGCACCCCCCGAGACCACCCAGCACCCCCCGGGCCUCUGCACCCCCGGGCACCCAGCCGGCGCCAUGAGCUCCCAGAUCCGCCAGAACUACGACCCCGAGAGCGAAGCCGGCACCAACCGCCUGGUGAACCAGCUGCUGCGAGCCAGCUACAGCUACCAGUCCCUGGGGUAUUUCUUCGACCGGGACGAUGUGGCGCUGGCCCAUUUCUCCGAGUUCUUCCGGCACCUGUCGGGCGAGAAGCGGGAACAGGCCGAGCGGAUGCUGGGUUUCCAGAACCGCCGGGGGGGCCGCAUCCUCCUGCAGGCCAUCCAGAAACCGGAGCAGGACGAGUGGGGGAAUGGGGCGGCCGCCAUGGACUUCGCCCUGAAGCUGGAGAAAACCAUCAACCAGGCGCUGCUGGACCUGCACAAGGUGGCCACGAGCCACGCGGACCCACACAUGUGCGAUUUCCUGGAGACCCACUACCUGGACGAGGAGGUGAAGCUCCUCAAGAAGCUGGGCGACCACGUGACCAACCUGCGGCGUGUGGGGGCGGCCGAAGUGGGGCUGGGCGAGUAUCUCUUCGACCGGCUCACCCUGCAUGACAGCAGCUGAGCCCCGAGCUGCCCGCGGCGCCGGCCCUUUAAAUCCUGCUGCCCAGCCGGGCCGGAGGCCCCCCCCCCCCUUGUUAAUCAUGGGGUAUGCGCCCCCCCCCCACCUGCUGAUCACGGGGUGACCCAACCCCUCCAAAGUCUGUAACCGGCAUUGAAUAAAAGCUUGGCAUUAGCA
This is a messenger RNA of Chelonia mydas (Green sea turtle), 1130 nucleotides long. RefSeq names its product ferritin light chain, oocyte isoform. Gene Ontology annotation, molecular function: ferrous iron binding; ferric iron binding. Lineage: Eukaryota; Metazoa; Chordata; Testudines; Cheloniidae. Bases 426 to 956 code for a protein of 176 amino acids. Gene Ontology annotation, cellular component: cytoplasm. The record is from RefSeq and is a predicted model, not a curated record. Gene Ontology annotation, biological process: iron ion transport; intracellular iron ion homeostasis. The transcript has 4 exons.